Molecule: messenger RNA, 369 nt
Organism: Phytophthora infestans T30-4
Lineage: Eukaryota; Oomycota; Peronosporomycetes; Peronosporales; Peronosporaceae
Exons: 2
Coding region: 1-369 (122 amino acids)
Source: RefSeq, a predicted model, not a curated record
AUGCCAGCGGUUUGCAGCACGAUGAAUAAACGAGGAGCCCACGCUGUAGCCAAGAGCUUCAAUUUAACCAUCCGAUGCCCGAGCGGCACGACAGCGGCCCACGGUCUCCAAUACUUGCAUAAGCUCGAGGAAAACGAUCGCAUUGUUCACGUCCGGUUAUCCAAGUUGCUCCUCCCCACGGAAGGUCUACAGCUAUGUGGCCACGCUCGGACAGUCACCUCGAAAGCUACGGCCCAGGAAUGCGAGGUGAGAUUCUUCUUUCAACUCUUUGUCGAACGACAGGAAGGGUUUUCAGCGGCGGAAAAAGACAUCAAGUUCAUCCAAGAAGACGUGUUAAGCACGUGGGCGAUGAAGUUGCGCUCGCAUUAG